This is a messenger RNA of Sipha flava (yellow sugarcane aphid), 2308 nucleotides long. RefSeq names its product peroxidase-like. The transcript has 13 exons. Lineage: Eukaryota; Metazoa; Arthropoda; Insecta; Hemiptera; Aphididae. Gene Ontology annotation, biological process: response to oxidative stress. Gene Ontology annotation, molecular function: heme binding; peroxidase activity. Bases 82 to 2088 code for a protein of 668 amino acids. The record is from RefSeq and is a predicted model, not a curated record.
CCCGGUGCGUUUCAGUAGGGGCCCCGGGACGUUGUCGAUAAGUACCGGUACAAUACGACGACGACGACGACGACGACAACGAUGACGACGACGACGAUGACGACGAAGAGGGUUGCCGCGGUCUUCUUCGGUUUACUCGUGGCCGUCGCGUGCCACUCCGACGGCGGUGCAGAUCGACCGGGAUCGCGGUGCGCGCGCGACGUGGACAAGGAAGACGGCGGCCGGACGGAGACGCGGCCCGAAAAAAGCGCACGAGACGAGUCGGAUCCGAACCAGUCGAAAAUACCGUCGCUGAUGGACUCGUCGGAUUCCGACCGAGGGCUGCUGUCACCGCAAGACAUCGAUCUCGGCGACCAGUGUUUUCCCAAGCCCAAGUGCAAUCCCGACGCUCGGUUCCGGUCCACCGACGGCGGCUGCAACAACCUGAUAUUCCCGGUAUGGGGGCAGUCGAACACGGCGAGCACGCGCAUCGUCCAGGCGGACUACUCGGACGGCAGGGACGAGCCGAGGAAAGCCGCGUCCGGUCGCGACCUGCCGAACGCCAGGCACGUGCGAACCACUCUGUUCAAAGACAUGGACCGACCGGCUCCCAAGCAUAAUCUGUACGUCAUGCAAUUCGGUCAAAUGAUCGCGCACGACACGGAACUGACGAUAUCCAAAACUUCCAGUAAUGGAAAAGCAUUAGCGUGUUGCAAUCCAGAUGGUUCUGCUCCAGAAGUCCUGCCGAAAGAAUGUCUUAAAAUUAUGACCCCUAAAGACGAUCCAGAUUCCAAAAAUCGAUGUUUAUCCACUCAGCGAGCAUCGGACACCGCAGACAUUGGUUGUCAAAUCAAACCAGUCAGAAAACGAAUCGGAGUCACCAGUUUUAUCGACGCUUCUUUGUUAUACGGUUCAGACGAUAAGACGGCACGUUCUUUGCGAACUUUCACUAACGGCAGACUCAGAAGUCAAGUGGGAGAAGACGGAAAUUCAUACUUACCCAAUGUGAAAAAUUCAACUCAGUCUUGUAACGUGGCUAAAGAUAACACAGUUUGCUACGUUUCCGGAGAUUUAAGAGUAAACCAACAUCCAGAUAUGUCAGUUCAAACAAUCUCCAUGCUAAGACUGCAUAACACUUUAUGCGAUCAAUUAAAAAUAAUAAAUCCAACAUGGAACGAUGAGCGAAUUUAUCAAGAAGCCAGAAGAUUACUCAUUGCAAUGUAUCAGCAUGUUACUUAUAACGAAUUUGUUCCGAUACUAUUAGGGAAAGAUUAUUCCAGAGCAAACAAGUUACUACCAUUGAAAGAAGGAUAUGAUUUAAAUUAUAAUCAAUUUUUAAACCCAACUACUUUUACCAGUUUUACUGCUGCUGCCUUCAGAUCUCUUCAUAGCUACAUACAAGGAUUUAUAGAUUUGGUCAGUGAAGCCAGAUCAGUUACGUCGAAAAUGCGUCUAAGUGAUUUUUAUAUAAGAACUGACAUAGUGCAGAGAAAAGACAAUUACGAUAGCUUCUUAAGAGGAUUGCUUACUCAACACGCACAAGGACAAGAUCAAUUCUUCACAGAAGAGGUCAGUGAAUAUUUAUUUAGAAUCCCAAACAAAACAAUGGGUCUCGACUUGGUGUCUAUUGAUAUAGAACGAGGUAGAGAUUUUGGAUUGCCUUCUUAUAAUACGUACAGGAAACUGUGCGGACUGAGGGAAGCUAAAACCUUUGAUGAUUUGACCGAUCAAAUAGAUAAAAAGAAUGUCGACGUCUUAGCCAACCUCUAUGAAAACGUGAACGAUAUAGAUUAUUACCCAGCAGGUCUCUUGGAAAAGCCAAAACCUGGAGCCAUAUUAGGCCACACGUUCCAGUGCAUCAUCGGAGAAAUGUUUUUCAGGUGGAAGUUUGGUGAUCGAUUUUAUUACGAAUUCGGCAACCAGACCGGUACUUUUAGCUCAGAUCAACUUAAGGAAAUUAGAAAAACGACACUGGCUCUUAUUACGUGUAUGACAUCAAAUAUUCAGACUGUACAACGAAAUGCUUUUGAUGUGCCGAGUAAAUGUAAUCAGUUGGUAACUUGCAAGAGUAUACCAAAGUUGAAUUUGGAUGCUUGGAAAGAAGAAUAGUUAAAAUCAAACAGUAUUAUCAUAUAAUUGUCAUUAAAUGCAAAUUAUAUUGGUCAACCUCAUUAUAUUAAUUAAUGAAAUUGACUUAAUGCUUCAUUAUGCUUGUAUAAACAUUAUUUGCUUGUAAUUUAAAAGCGUAUCAUACUAAAACAUUAUCAUAUAAACUAUUCACAGUCACUGUAAAUGAAAACAAAAUAAAUUUUUUGCAAAAUUACAAAUA